Entrophospora candida is the source of this 4977-nucleotide messenger RNA. The record is from the annotation of a GenBank genome assembly. NCBI's taxonomy places the organism in Eukaryota, Fungi, Glomeromycota, Glomeromycetes, Entrophosporales, Entrophosporaceae.
AUGUCGGAAAAGAAAAGUAAAAAGAAAUAUAGCAGUGCCCAAGAUUACAAAGUUUUAGAAGAUAUUGAGCAUAUUAGAAAAAGACCCGGUAAUUAUAUUGGUUCUACUGAUGAGCAAGGCUGGCAUCACCUUUUUCAAGAGAUAAUUGAUAAUUCUAUUGAUGAAGCAGUUGCUGGUCACUGUGACCAGAUAAAAGUAACCCUUUCUCCUGAUCAAAGAACUAUCACAUUAGAGGAUAAUGGAUAUGGAGUUGCUCUUGAAACUAUGGAUGGAGUUCCUUUAGAAAAGAGUUCUGGGGAAGAAAAAAGUGUUUUGCUUACUCUUUUUUCGUCUCUUAAAUCUGGAGGAAAGUUCGAAAACAAAAUUUAUGAAACCUCUGGUGGACUUCACGGAAUUGGAGUAACAGCAGUUAAUGCCCUUUCCGAAGAGUUGAAGGUAACUGACGGGUUUGUUGUAUCGUUUACUCCCGAUCCUGAAAUUUUUAAAGAAUUUACUUAUUUUAAGGUUGAAAUUAUUCAAAAACGUUUAAAAGAGUUAGCCUAUUUAAACCCUAAUCUUACUUUAUAUUUUUAUACUUCUCCUACAGCCGAGCCAAUUAUUUAUCAUUUUACAGGUGGUUUAAGAAGUUGGAUUGAGGAAAUUCAUACUGGUAAAACAGUUUUAGGAGAAGUUUUUCAUAAAGUAGUACUAGAAGAAAAGUCGCCUGAAUAUUUUCAAUUAGAUUUUGCUUUCCAGUACCAAGAUGGUUAUGACAAAAUCAACACUCGCUCUUUCUGUAAUAAUAUUCGUACAGGCGGAGGCGGUUCUCAUGUUAGUGGUUUUGAGAGCGGUCUUUUUGAGAUUUGUAAAGAGUUGGUUAUUAAGGAUAAUCCAAAUUUGGAGAUUGAGUUGAACGAUGUUUUAACAGGAUUGACUUCAAUUGUGUCUGUUAGAGUCAGAGAGCCAGAGUUUGCAGGACAGACCAAAGACCGACUAGCUAACCGAGAGGUACGGGAGAAAACUAAAAAGGUUACUCAGGAACUAGUCAGUAGUUUUUUUCAAGAUAAUGCUACUACUGCUAAACUUAUUAAAGAGAAGGUUAUUGACAACGCUAAACUUCGUUUACAUUUAAAAGAGGAACAGGACAUUUUUCAGGGAGGGAAAAAAUCUCUUGAUUUGAUAAAAGUGUUAUCUGGUUCAGAAGAAAACGAGGAAAUAUUUUUUGUAGAAGGUAAAUCAGCAGGUGGUAGUGCCGAAGAAGGUCGAGAUGUAAAAACUCAAACUGUUUUGGCUCUUCAAGGAAAGCCCCCUAAUGCUUUGAAAUUAGUUCGUCGGGUUCUCCAAAAUAAGCAAAUCCAAAAUGUUCUAUUGGCACUUGACGAAGAAUUAACUUUACCUGAAGAAUUUGUUUAUGAAGAAGAGGGAGAAAAAAAAGUUAUUGCGACUGAUACUCCCCUUAAUUUAGAACAAAUAACUAUUAUUGUUCGCGAAACUUUAAAGGACUUGCUAGGCAAAGCAAAUUUUAAGAAAAUUAUUUUGAUGGCUGACCCUGAUGAUGACGGAGCUCAUAUUGUAAUUUUGCUGGUAACUUUUAUUUUCAAACACUUGCCUUAUUUAGUUGAAGGAGGAAAAUUAUUUGUGGCCGUUCCUCCUCUUUAUCGAGUGCAAUCGGGAAAACAAAUACAUUAUUUUUAUGAUGACCAAGAAUUAGAUGUUUAUCGAAAAAAACAUCCUCGCGAGGAACGAAAAAUUGAACGGAUUAAAGGUUUAGGGCAGAUGGAUGCUUCAGAAUUGUUUGAAAGCACUAUGGACCCUAGUCAAAGGCAAUAUUUGGAAAAACGUAGUUAUCGCGAAGCAAGUUUAACCAUUAGUGAAGAACAAACAAUUGAUAUGAGUCAUUUGGCUUUGGUCAAUUUUCUUCGUUAUGCUUAUGCCGUAGUAGAGGACCGAGCCUUACCGAAUGUUCAUGAUGGUUUGAAGCCUGUCCAACGACGAAUCCUCUUCGCUCUUUAUCGAUUAGGCAUUACUCCUAACAAGUCAGAGGUUACUUCAGCCAAUAUAGUAGGUAUUUAUAAUGCAUUAGCUCAUAUGGCACGAGCCGAUAAGUUUCGUUAUCCGUUGGUUUACGGUCGGGGAAAUUUUGGUUACGAUAAAAAUCCCCCAGCAGCCAUGCGUUAUACCAAAGUAAACAAAGGCAAGGAGGAGCCGUUUAUUUUGCCAACUAGCCUUCCUAAUUUAUUGUUAAAUGGUUCUAGUGGUAUUGCGGUAGGAAUGACUGCUAAUAUUCCACCUCAUCAUUUAGGAGGGACAUUAACCGCAACCGUUAAUCUAAUUCGUAAUCCUGAUUUAAUUGCUGUUCAGAAACUGCAAAAGGAGGUUCAGGAAAAAAACGGGCAGGUUACUGCCACCGAUUUAAAAAUAGAGAAAGUUGGCACUGGUGAACUAAUUGAAAAAGAACUUGAAACAUUGGUCGAGGAAAGGAAAGGGAUGGAAGAAAGUCUGCUCCAAUUAAAAAGGAAAAUCAACCAAUCCUUGGUUGAUGAUUUACAAGGGCCUGAUUUUCCAACCGGCGGUUAUGUUUUAGAAAAAGAAAAAUUACCGAGCAUUUAUGAAAAAGGAGAGGGGACGAUUUAUUUGCGGGCUAAAGUGCAAAUUUUCUCUCCGGCUGAAGUCAUUAAGUCGACUUUGGUAGCUCGGAUUGCAGAAGUAAUUAAAGAUAAAAAAAUCCCUGGAUUAAAAAAGAUUGUUGAUUAUUCUAAUCGCGGAAUUACGGACAUUCGUCUCGAAUUUGAUUCCCAGCAACAUGAUGGUCAAAUAAUCCUUAAUAAGUUGUAUAAGAGUACUCAGUUGCAGAUUAGUUUUGCGGUUAAAAUGCGAGCCUUAAUAGGAGAAAAUCCUAAAGUUUUUUCCUUAAUGGAAGUUUUGCAGGCAUUUAUCAGCAACCGUUUAGAAAAUAUUCGCCGCAAGUCCCAAUUUCAAUGGAAAGAAAAUGAAAAAAAGUUAUUUGAUUUAGAAAUUCGUCGCUUUAAUAUUGAACACGAUGAGCAAAUUUCUAGGAUUGCUAAGAAUAGGAGUUUUUCAUCCAGUAUUGAAAGAAGACAAGAAUUAAAAAGUGUCCUUCCAGCCGAAUUGCAAGAAUUGCAAAAGCGUUUGUCGGUUGUCUCGAGUGAUUCCUUGGAUUCUUCUGAAAAAGUGAGCGAUCCAGAGCAAGAAGUUUUUAAUCGAAUUUUUCGUACUAUGACUAGUUACGACAUGUUCACUCCAGAAAAACAAGCUGAAUUAGUUAGUAAAAUAAAUGAUUUAAAAGUUGAAAAUGAAGAAUUAGGACAGUUGGCUGCUAGUGAAGAAAAACGUAAAGAAAAAUUAAUUGCUGAUUUAGAGCAAUUGAAGAAAGAUUACGAGAAGGAUAACCGUCGUACUCAAAUUAUUACUGAUUCUCACCUGAUUGAUGAAAGAAAAGCAGUUACCCCAGAAGAAAUAAUUGUUAUUCUCAGUCAAGGUGAAAAGAAAAAAACUAAAUCCAAAGGGGAAGAGGAAGAAAGAAAAAUUUAUAUUAUUCCUGUUUAUAAAUUAACUGACAAAAGUUUUAAUUUGAAGGAAAGCGGAAUAAUAAAAUUAACUCCUGGAGAAGUUGUUGAACAAAUCAUUUCUGUCCGAGAAGAUUUUUUAACUGAGGAGAACAAAAAAGAGAAAUAUUUAGUGAUAGGCACUAAAAAGGGGAAGGUUAAACGUUUACCUUUGGAGAAAAUUGGUAAGGUGAUGAAAGGAGGAAAGAAAGUGAUUAAUAUAUCAAAACACGGCGAUGAAAUUGUUCAAGUGUCCUUUACUUCUGGUCAAGAUGAUAUAAUGGUGUUUACUAAGCAAGGAAAAAAUAAAAACUUCACGGAAGAAAAAAUACGAAUUUUUGGUAGGUCUGCCUAUGGGGAUACAGCGAUUAAAUUAGAGAGUGGUAAUCAAAAAGUUCGUUGCCCUAAGCACCGAACUCUUUUAGAAGAACAUAAAACUGCUCCUUGUUGUGAUAAGAGUCGGCCUGGUGCUCAGUUAAGUUGCCCUCGAAUGAAAGAAAUAAAUAUGGAAAUAAGAAAAUGUUUUGAUUGUAAUAGAGUAGUGGCGACAGCGUCUGGCCAAGAUGAGAUGGUUAGUUUAUUAGUGGUCGAAAAAGAAUUUCCGAAAAAUGAAUUUAAUUUAUUGGCAAUUCGUGAGGAUAAAAGCGGUGUAAAAAAAGCUCUUUCAUCAAUUUUAGAGUUAGCUAAAAGAAAAGGCGGUAAAGGGAAAAAUAAGUUCCGAGUGGAAGAAAGAGAAGUUUCGAAGUAUUGUGGUAAGCACGAAAAUUCUAUCGGCAAGUUAAGAGAAAGUUGGGAAGUUUUUGGAGAAAAGUUCAAAGCGGAGAAAAAAAGUUGGGAAGAAUUAAAAGAAAUACUAGAUAAGGCUCAGAAAGAACAAGUUAACCCUGAAGUAAUCAAAAAAUAUGAGGAAGAAUUGGUUCAAGUUAAACAGAAGCAGCAGGAAUUAAAAGAAAAGGAAUUAAAAAUUCAACAUGAGAGCGAUAAGUGUUGCGAUAAGAAAAAAACUGAAAAGGAAGAGUUAAAAGGAAAAAUUGAGCAAUUACAGGCUACAAAACCUAAUUCUAAAAAACUGGAAAAAUUACGAGCAGAGUUUAAAGAAUUAAACAAGCAGUCCUUGAAAAAUCGAGUCGAGUGUCCUCGCUUCCAGGAAAUAAACCAGGCAAUAAGAAAAUGUUUAGAAUGUAAUAAACAAAAAUCUAAAAAAGCAGUCAAGAUCACCCCUGCUUAUUUGCAAAAAGUGUUGUUGCUUAGCAAGAGAGAGAAAUCUGAGAUUUAUUUAUUAGCCGAAGAAGCAGUGUGUCGAUAUAAUAAGAAAGAUUUAGUUGAUUUCCUUCAAGAUGAAAAAAAGAAAAAAAUUCAACUUUAUAAAGGACAAAAAGUGAUUACUAGCCUUAAUGCCUACCCUGUAGAUAUCCCAAUUUCCAAGCAGUAG